UCGCGCCGCCGGCCGAGCGGCGCCGGCCCGUUCGAGUGCUCGCAGUGCGGCAGCCGCUUCGCUUCGCAGCGUAACCUGACUCGCCACGAAAGUUCGCACUCGGAGCGGCCGCGGCUGGAGUGCGAGGUGUGCGAGCGCGCCUACACGCGCCUGGACGCGCUCGUGCGCCACAGCGUGGAGGCGCACGAGCAGCGGCGCCAGUUCCCGUGCCCCAAGUGUCGCUGGCAGUUCACGCAGCGGCGCAUCCUCGAGUAUCACGUGCGUCGCCACGAACGUGAGCAGACGAGUCGGGCCGGCCGGCCGCCGCGGCCGCACCGCUGCGCCGCCUGCCGGCGCGGCUUCGCCGACCCGGCGGAGCUGGAGGCGCACGUCUGCCGCGCCGCCGCGCACGGCCAGAUGUACAUCUGCGACAUCUGCGGCAAGCGCAUCAAGACCAAGGUUUGGCUGAGCCGCCACCGGCUGCUGCACGACGCCACGCGGCCGGCCAAGUGCGACACGUGCGGCCAGGGCUUCAUCGACGACAAGGCCCUGCAGAAGCACGCGCGCACCCACACGGAC
This is a messenger RNA of Pollicipes pollicipes, 558 nucleotides long. Its product is annotated as zinc finger protein 672-like. NCBI's taxonomy places the organism in Eukaryota, Metazoa, Arthropoda, Thecostraca, Pollicipedomorpha, Pollicipedidae. The transcript has a single exon. The record is from RefSeq and is a predicted model, not a curated record. The annotation marks the transcript as partial.